Molecule: messenger RNA, 1808 nt
Organism: Dinoponera quadriceps
Lineage: Eukaryota; Metazoa; Arthropoda; Insecta; Hymenoptera; Formicidae
Exons: 6
Coding region: 194-1189 (331 amino acids)
Source: RefSeq, a predicted model, not a curated record
CGCUCACUUUCGCUGACGACGACGCGCUCGGUGUGCACGCGCGCGGCCUGCACCAGCAGUUCGCUGUGCACCGCGCGGUUUUUCAUCUUGUCAGUCAGUCAGUCAGUCUUCCUGCUCCCACGAGAGCGGAGCCGAUCGGCCGAUUUUCCGCGUUUUUCCGAUCGCACGGUUUCCCACGACGGGGUACACGACGAUGUUACCGGGGUCGAUCAAGUGCCGUGCGGCAAGACGAGUUCUCACGAUAACGAUAUGCAUCGUCCUCCAAGUGAUGGUGCACGCUUCGCCGACCGAGCCCUUGCCCUCCAUCCUUCUGGACGGCAUCGGUAACGUCGCCAACUCCGCAACGAACUUCCUAACGGGAGUCAUGCAACGGCAAAAAGAAUUGUUGCAUCGCGUUACGGAUACUGCCACGGACUACAGUAUGUUAACCAGCGCGGUGGAGAGGCCGAGAAAUUUAUUGAUCAACGCCACCAGGGCGACGACCGGAUACAUUGACAGCGCGGCGUCAAGGGGCCUCGAGUUCAAGCUGAGAAGAUUCCUGGAAAAAUUCCGCGUCCGAAUGCGCAACGGCAUACCGGAACUGGGUAUACCACCGUUGGAGCCGUUCACGCUCGACGAGAUCGUCAUCGACACGGACAAUCCGGAAAUAGGGAAAGUGCACCUGCUGAUCGAGAGCCUAGAAGUGAGGAAGUUGUCGACUUUCCUGAUCGAUCGCGCUAAGCUGUCGCUGAUCGGCCCUACCAUCGCGAUCAACAUCUCCAUUCCCGAGAUUUACGCGACGGGCCAUUACAACAUAUCCGGUGUACUGGGCGACACGUAUCAGCUACACGGCGCGGGUCCUUUCCAAACGACCGUGCGCGACUUCCGCGCUUACGCGAACACCGCGCUCGGCUACAACAGAGGAAUGUACACGAAGAGCUUCGUCCUCGAUUUUUCUCUGCGCGCGAUUAAGAUACACCUGGAGGACUUCAUGGGCGGCGAGGACAUCGGCAAGAUUAUGAGCAAGGUCUUCGAGGAGCUGACACCGGAGGCAUUAGACAUCAUCAAGCCAGACAUACUGCCGAUAAUACAGGAUUACGUGUCUAGCCACGUGAACGAGACGAUUCGCCACUUGACAAUGAGGGACAUUUUUCACGUUCUUUUAGGCGAGUACGAGAUCGGUGAUAUCACGCAUUUAUUGAUACCAUGAAGAGAGGCGAACAAACAGCCACAUCGGAUUGCCCAAUCAACGGAAUAACGAGCUUAGCGUGACAAUGCCUGAAGAUGACUUCGUCGCGGUCGAAAAUGCGACGGAUCACACACGAUCGGAGCCGAAGGUACAAAACGUUGUGCCUAAACGUUGCGAUCGAACGAACGAUAAUCGUAAUACUCGCGACUAAGUCGAGCCGAUUUUACGAAGUAAGCUUCGUAUUUCGUAAUCGUGCGACAACGAUUCGAGAAUCCCGCGAAGUAUCUCACUCGAUGCUCGCUUCCGACGACCCACACUGUGCCCUCUUGCCGGAGGGACGAUCGUUAGGUGUGAAUUGUCGAUUUGUUUGUUCCUCCUAAGACGCGACCGUCUAAAUCAGUUAUUUCCGAUAGAGCCCGGUUUGUUUAUUAAAGAGCGCCUAGAAAAUUUCCGGUGAGAUACCAGUUUUUAUACAUGUGUAUAUAGAAGUAUCGAUAUAAUAUAAUAAUAUUAUUAAUAUAAUAAUAUAUAUUUUGAAAUAUUAUUCUACAUUAUAUGUCGAAAUUAUUUCUCUUUUUCACGAUAUCAAUAUAUUAAAAGCAAUACAAAUUUAUACGCAUCCUAGUAAGUACAGAACGUU